Gopherus evgoodei (Goodes thornscrub tortoise) is the source of this 603-nucleotide messenger RNA. RefSeq names its product NADH dehydrogenase [ubiquinone] iron-sulfur protein 8, mitochondrial. Bases 1 to 534 code for a protein of 177 amino acids. Gene Ontology annotation, biological process: mitochondrial electron transport, NADH to ubiquinone; mitochondrial respiratory chain complex I assembly. Gene Ontology annotation, cellular component: membrane. Lineage: Eukaryota; Metazoa; Chordata; Testudines; Testudinidae. The record is from RefSeq and is a predicted model, not a curated record. The transcript is spliced from 2 exons. Gene Ontology annotation, molecular function: 4 iron, 4 sulfur cluster binding; NADH dehydrogenase activity.
AUGACACACAAGUAUGUGAAUGUACAGGAGGAGAAAUCGGACAUGAAAUCCAUCACGGACCGGGCUGCUCAAACCCUCUUGUGGACAGAGCUCAUUCGAGGUCUGGGUAUGACCCUGAGUUACCUCUUCCGGGAACCUGCCACCAUCAACUACCCCUUUGAGAAGGGCCCCCUGAGCCCGCGUUUCCGGGGGGAGCAUGCCCUGCGCCGCUAUCCGUCUGGAGAGGAGCGGUGCAUCGCCUGCAAGCUCUGUGAGGCUGUGUGCCCAGCUCAGGCAAUCACUAUUGAGGCCGAGCCACGUGCUGAUGGCAGCCGCCGAACCACCCGCUAUGACAUCGACAUGACUAAGUGCAUUUACUGCGGGUUCUGCCAGGAGGCCUGCCCUGUGGAUGCCAUCGUGGAGGGCCCCAACUUUGAGUUCUCCACCGAGACGCACGAGGAGCUGCUGUACAACAAGGAGAAACUGCUCAACAACGGUGACAAGUGGGAGGCCGAGAUCGCGGCCAACAUCGAAGCCGACUACCUGUACCGGUGACGGCUGGGCCCCCCACACUGCCCAGCCUGCUUCCUGGACCCCCCUCUGCAAUAAAGGGCCUACACCCAG